AUGAUCUUCAAGCCUGCUUCUGGGUAUACCCCGGUGAUUUUGACAAAGAAAAAGGUCCAAGGAAACUAUUUAAGAAAUAGCUUUUUUGCCCCAGUGAACCGUGAAGCCGUGGCUCAAGGAGAGAAGAAAAUUUGCCAAGAGUUUAAAGGUCGUGUCCAAUUCAAAGUGCAUGAUUUCUUUAAAGAACAGCCCGUCAAGGAUGCCGAUGUCUACCUACUGCGGCACACUCUACAUGACUGGUCAAACAAGUAUGCCAUAAAGAUUCUGAAGGGUUUGAUCCCCGCAUUGAAGUAUGGAUCGAAGAUUGUCAUAAACGACAGAAUAAUUCCAGAUUUCGGCGAGACACAUUAUCUUCUAGAACGUGAAUCUCGGGACUUCGACUUUUAUAUUUUCGCCCUCACGAAUGCACAGGAGCGGACACUUUUGGACUGGGAGAACCUUCUCCGGGAUACCGAUCCUCGGUUGAAGAUGACACGCGUGGCUAGGCCAAAAAAGUCUUUGUUGAUUUGUCUUUGGAGAAUUCUCAUGAUUGUUAGAAGAUGGGGAAGCAGUGCUGGUGUUAUGGAAAUGUAG
Penicillium angulare is the source of this 573-nucleotide messenger RNA. RefSeq names its product O-methyltransferase family 2. Gene Ontology annotation, molecular function: O-methyltransferase activity. Lineage: Eukaryota; Fungi; Ascomycota; Eurotiomycetes; Eurotiales; Aspergillaceae. The transcript is spliced from 3 exons. The coding region runs from base 1 to 573 and encodes 190 amino acids. The record is from RefSeq and is a predicted model, not a curated record.